AUGCCACCGCGGCGGCGCGAAAUCCCCCCGGAGAGCUCGUGGCGCCUCGUCGAGGGCGAAAACGACAGCUUCGACACCAGCAUCAUCGACCCUUCGCUCGACGAUGAGCUGAGCCCUCCCUCAAGCGCCGUGCCCUCGUCAGGGCUGCCCACCCAGUCCUUUUCGCAGAGCAUGAGCAGCAUGGACAGCGCGGGCUUUGGGUCGCAAGACAGCAUCCGCGACUUUGCCAACUUCCAGAACGAGGAGGACGUCAUCUUACGGGAGCCCUUCCGGCCCACCGUCCCCUCGAGCGUCGCCACGUCGCAGCGCACCUCAUAUCCGCGGCCCGACAUGCAGUUCCGCAUGCCGCUCGUCGAGGCCAACAAUCUCGUCGCGAGCGAAGCGUCGCGAAGCGCUAGAACCGCCGACGAGGAUACGGAGGAGGGCAGCGUGUGGGAUGAUGAGCAAGAGCAUCUCCAGCGCGACGAGGGCGAUCCGCGUCCAGGGUGGGACUCGGAGGGAGAGUAUGCCAAAUUGCUGAAGCAGCAAAACGAGGCCAAUGGCAGCUACGGCGCGUCAAGCUCGUCAAGGUCCAGCUUCUCCGGCCGAUUACUACGAGUCUUGCGUUACACGGCAAUACCCGCCGCAAUCGUCAUGGCCGCAUAUCUAUUCCACACCAAUGGCAUCUCCUUGGACAUCGCCCGCGACAGAAUCCAGUCCUUCUCCCUCAAGUCCCUACACGACAUUCCAAGCGUUUCCAACUUCCAGAUGCCAUUCUUUGAGGUCGAAACAUCUGGCCGUGCAGCUUCAGCCUCGUUCAUCGACUUUACGAGCCUCAUGGACGUUCAAUCGGGCUUUGAGAGCGUGCUGGACAAGAUGACCCAGGGGCUCGCUAUGCCCCGUGAACUCAAGGAGUCAGAGAUGGUCACGCGGAAUCUGAGAUCGCUCCUCAAGACGAGCGAAGGCGCGGGCAGCGAGGAUCUGAUGUCGGAGCUCAAUGGCUACAUUGAAAAGGUCGGCCGCGCAGCCGCGGCCAUGCAGACGUUCCACAUACACGUCGGGUCGACCGUCGACUCCGUCAUCAACAUCAACCGCUGGACCCUGCGCCACAUCAACUCCCUGUCCAUGGAACCCGAGGCCCCCACGCUGCCCCCCGUCAUAGCAUGGGCCAUCCGCCCACUAAGCAUCUUCAGGUCAUCGAGACAGGACGGCAACGACAAGGCCCUGUGGGACAAGUACUCGGAGCACGUCGUCCUCGUCCAGGACCGGCUGGACAAGCUGCUCGAGGAAGGCAAAGCCCUCUCGCUGCUCCUCCACCAAGGCCAGGCCCACCUGAGCGCAAUCAACGAACAGGCCGAAGAGCGCCUCUCCAGCGCCGGCGGCAAGGCCCGCCCCUCAUCCGGCUCGUCAUUUCUGUCCGGCGUCUGGGCCUACCUCGGGCGCUUCGUGGAGGACAGGCACAGCUUUCGCGAGGAGAUUGCGCUGCUGAAGAAGGCGAACGCGCAGUACGCGGCGAUCCUCUCCCACCUCCUCUCCUUGAUUGAGAACCUCAAGGACAUCCAGCUCUAUCUGGGCGACCUGCUCAAGCGAGACGCUUCCUCCUCCGUCGUUUGGGCAGACGAAGCCGGAGCUCAGCAGCAGACUACGACGUUGGGUGAGCAAUAUGAAAUCAUCAAAAAUGCCCUGGAAAGGCUGGAGCGGGCGAGGGAAAAGGCUGCCGAGGGCGAGAAACAACACGAGGCUGAGCCAUCAUCACAGCAGGAAGCUGAAACUAAGCGUCCAAAAGACGCCGACGACGCUGAUGCCGAGACAAAAGAAGACGAUGCCAUGUAA
This is a messenger RNA of Trichoderma citrinoviride, 1812 nucleotides long. RefSeq lists its product as hypothetical. NCBI's taxonomy places the organism in Eukaryota, Fungi, Ascomycota, Sordariomycetes, Hypocreales, Hypocreaceae. The record is from RefSeq and is a predicted model, not a curated record. The transcript has a single exon. The coding region runs from base 1 to 1812 and encodes 603 amino acids.